GAGCACUAGAUGACAAUGACAACACAUGUUCACAGUCUGUGAAAAAAAUAAAAACAGAACAUUCUGAUGAAGCAAAAUCACUGGAACAUUGCAGUCAGGACCAAGACUCAAGUUGCAAUACAAGCAAAGUAAAGUGUGAACCAGAAAACCAUGAAAGUGAGAGGAAAAUUGAUCCAUCUUAUGUACAGAUUGUUGUCCCCAAGAAAGAACUGGAUCGAAGAAUUGCAGCCUUUCAACAACGCAAACGCCAGGAACUAGAUGUCUUAAAUGUACAAGAAUUUUGCACGUUAUCAGGAGGUGCCUCAACUAUGAGUUCUUGCGCUCGAACUUCAGCUGUUGUUCUUAGGUCAAAGGACUCUAAUAGUCAUUUGAAGUUGACCAAAGUAGUGAAUGAAUGGGGUCCUCAGACUAGGGGAAUCGAUCCAGGCUCAAAGCCCAUUGGUGUGGUGUCAGUGAAGGAGGAACAAAAAGGAAUGAUAAGAUCCCAUGGAAGUAGCACUGAUAACUUGCAGGAGCCAAGCUGUAACAUCAAACAAGAAAAUAAUUCUGAGUCCGUACAGUGCAAAGCAGAUUUAAUAGAUCAGCAUGGAGUGUUGCCAGAAGAUCUCCUUGAGUGAGAUAGACCUGCGCAUUCAUCAUCUGAAAAUGAAGCUGAAACAGCGACAGAUCAAACAGGUUAUUUGAAGAGUGCUUGAAGGUUACGCUGAGUUAUGUUUGAAGAGGAUAAUGCCGC
This is a messenger RNA of Penaeus monodon (black tiger shrimp), 733 nucleotides long. RefSeq names its product MAP3K12-binding inhibitory protein 1-like. The record is from RefSeq and is a predicted model, not a curated record. NCBI's taxonomy places the organism in Eukaryota, Metazoa, Arthropoda, Malacostraca, Decapoda, Penaeidae.